This is a messenger RNA of Andrographis paniculata, 1718 nucleotides long. RefSeq names its product putative polyol transporter 1. Lineage: Eukaryota; Viridiplantae; Streptophyta; Magnoliopsida; Lamiales; Acanthaceae. Gene Ontology annotation, biological process: transmembrane transport. Gene Ontology annotation, molecular function: carbohydrate transmembrane transporter activity. Gene Ontology annotation, cellular component: membrane. The transcript is spliced from 2 exons. The coding region runs from base 1 to 1590 and encodes 529 amino acids. The record is from RefSeq and is a predicted model, not a curated record.
AUGGCGGAAGAGACAGAAACAGCGAAUGAAGAGGUGAAUAAUAACAAUAACAAUAAUAAUAAUAAUAAUAAUAAUAACAAUAACAGAAAUGAAGCUUCUAGAAGAAACAAUAAUAAUAAAAAGUACGCCAUAGCCAUCUCCAUUCUGGCUUCCAUGACCUCCGUCUUGGUCGGCUACGACGGCGGCGUGAUGAGCGGCGCCGCCAUCUACAUCAAGAAGGACCUCCGCCUCUCCGACGUCCAAAUCGAGAUCCUCGUCGGCAUGAUCAACAUAUACUCCCUCAUCGGAGCCGCCAUCGCCGGCAGGACCUCCGACUGGAUCGGCCGCCGCCGCACCAUCGUCGUCGCCGCCGGAAUAUUCUUCGCCGGAGCCGUCCUGAUGGGGUUCGCCACCAGCUACGCCUCCCUGAUGGCGGGGCGGUUCGUCGCCGGCGUCGGUAUGGGAUACGCGCUCAUGAUUGCUCCGGUCUUCGCCGCCGAGAUCGCGCCGGCGUCGUUCCGCGGCUUCCUCACCUCCUUCCCGGAGGUCUUCAUCAAUUUUGGUAUUUUGCUGGGUUACAUAUCAAAUUACGCCUUCGCCAGGCUACCGUUGAAGCUCGCCUGGCGGAUGAUGCUCGGCAUAGGCGCCGUCCCGUCGCUGCUCCUCGCCGUCGGGGUACUUUUCAUGCCCGAAUCACCUCGUUGGCUUGUCCUGCAGGGCCGCCUCGCCGACGCCAAGAAAGUGCUCGACGACACGUCCGACUCGCCGCAAGAGGCGCAAUUACGACUCGCCGAUAUCGAACAAGCCGCCGGAAUCUCACAAGACUGCACCAAUGAUGACAUCGUUACGGUGCCCCGACGCGACCACGAUGGCGUCUGGAAGGAGUUGUUCCUCCACCCGACGCUCCCCGUCCGCCACGUUCUCCUCGCCGGCGUCGGCAUCCACUUCUUCCAUCAAGCGAGCGGCAUCGACGCGGUGGUGAUGUACUCCCCGAGGAUAUACGAGAAGGCCGGGAUCAAGAACGAUUCCGACGAGCUCCUCGUGACGAUAGCAGUCGGGAUUAGCAAGACGUUGUUCGUCCUCGUGGCUACGUUUCUAGUCGACCGGGUAGGUCGCCGGGUUCUGCUCCUCGCAAGCUGCGGUGGGUUGGCGGCGUCGCAGUUCGUACUCGCCGCCGGGUUGACAGCGAUCGACCGUUCCGGCGACGAGAAGGCCACAUGGGCCGCAGCGAUAUGCGUGGCCAUGACGUUGUCCUGCGUCGCGUUCUUUUCGAUUGGGAUGGGACCGAUCGCGUGGGUGUAUAGCUCCGAAGUGUUUCCGUUGAGGCUGCGGGCGCAAGGCUGCAGCGUCGGGGUUGCGGUGAACCGGCUAAUGAGCGGGGCGGUGCUGAUGACGUUCAUUUCGUUGUACGAGGCGAUCGGCAUCGGCGGGGCGUUCUAUCUGUACGCGGGCGUCACCGUUUUGGCGUGGGUUUUCUUCUACGCGCUGCUGCCGGAGACUCGGGGGAAGACGUUGGAGGAAAUGGAGGCUUUGUUUGGGACAUUCUUUGGCUGGAGAGCUACUGUGAAGGAGCUGAAGAGGAAGAAGACACUGGAGGGAAACCUGCAAUGAAGGUUCUAUAUUCACUAUCAUUAGUAGUAAAAACAUUAGGUAUGUAAUAACAGCUCCAUUGGCAUUCUCGAGCAUAGUUAGAACAUAUAUCGAAUGACUGAACAUACGUAAUUGCCGUUAGAACAUAU